CCGAUCAAGCACUAAGCUCAAGUUGGGUUGGCUGGAGAUUUCGUAAGGAAGGCAGAAGGCAGCCUCACACAUACGCAUACGACAGCCUUCUCAAUUACUGCCAGUGGACUUGCCUGAACUGUUUGUAACUUUAAACUUCUAACCUUGCAAAUUCGUCAUUAUCGUCGCAAAGCAUUCUGUCGUUUUAUUUUAGAUCCCACUUCUUACUUUCUACUUCCCAUUUCCCAUUUCCCACAUUCUACACCUCACAAUCAGCCCGCCCACAAUGCCUGCUACAACGGCAGAGACCCUCUCGUUCGUCAACAAAAAUGUGACCGUCGCUCCCCUCGUCCUUCUCUCCGUCGUAGACCAUUUCAACCGUGUCGCCAAGGGUACAAGAAAGCGCGUGGUGGGCGUGUUGUUGGGUCAAAAUGACGGGAAGAAUGUUCGUGUGUCGAACAGCUUCGCAGUUCCGUUCGAGGAAGACAACGAUGAUCCGUCCGUCUGGUUCUUAGACCACAAUUACGUCGAGAACAUGAACGACAUGUUCAAGAAGGUCAACGCCCGGGAGAAGUUAAUAGGCUGGUAUCACUCCGGACCUAAGCUGCGCGCAUCCGAUCUCGAGAUCAACGAACUCUUCAAGAGAUACACAGCAAAUCCAUUACUCGUCAUUAUCGAUGUCCAACCGAAGGAGUCUGGCGUUCCCACAGAUGCUUACUUCGCAGUAGAGGAGAUCAAGGACGAUGGCACGACUACCACCAAGACCUUUGUACACACCCCUUCCACUAUUGAGGCCGAAGAGGCCGAAGAGAUUGGUGUUGAGCAUUUGCUUCGAGAUAUUAGAGAUGUGGCUAUCGGCACACUGUCGACGCGCAUUACGAACCAGUUACAGUCUCUACAAGGACUACACCUCCGAUUACGCGAUAUUCAAACCUACCUCCAGAAGGUCCAGGAUGGCAAGCUACCGGUAAACCAUGCAGUCUUAGGCAACCUCCAGGAUAUCUUCAAUCUCUUACCGAACCUCUCGACUCCCAAGCCAGGCGUUGAAGGAAAGGGUAGCCAAACGGGAGAGCUAUCCUACGCGAUGAGUGUCAAGACGAAUGAUCAGCUGCUAGCUAUCUACCUGAGCAGUCUGAUCCGCGCUAUCACGGCCUUCCACGACCUUAUCGAGAACAAGAUCCAGAACCGGCAACAACAGGAGGAGAAGGAGGCCAAGGAGGAGGCUGCGGCGGUAGGCAAGGAUGACAAGGACAAGAAAGAGAACGGCGUCAACGGUGCAGAGCCGACGGAAAAGAGCAGUGAAAAGGAAAAGAAGAAAUAGAGCGGUUUAUGAUGAUUACCUACCGGUACCUAGGUACCGACCUAGUAUACAGGACGGCUAUCAAGUCGCGACCCCUGUAUAACUAUGCUGGCUUCAGGAGGAAUGAGCCAUAUUCUGAGGUCAGGAGUGCCCUCAGGAGUGCCCACGUACAUGAUAAAGCAUAGAGUUUUAGUCAGGGGUAGAACCCCUUUGAAAGGCACAAAUUACCCCAGGAGAGUGCUUGGGCAAGCCUGGUAUGAUUGAUUACAUGAUGCUAUGUUUUCCUAUGUGAUUUGUCAAAAGAUAUAAUCCGUAGUCAAGUCGGCUUCUUUUAA
This is a messenger RNA of Hypoxylon fragiforme, 1614 nucleotides long. Its product is annotated as 26S proteasome regulatory subunit rpn-8. Gene Ontology annotation, molecular function: metallopeptidase activity; protein binding. NCBI's taxonomy places the organism in Eukaryota, Fungi, Ascomycota, Sordariomycetes, Xylariales, Hypoxylaceae. The record is from RefSeq and is a predicted model, not a curated record. The transcript has 3 exons. Gene Ontology annotation, cellular component: proteasome regulatory particle; proteasome complex. Gene Ontology annotation, biological process: proteasome-mediated ubiquitin-dependent protein catabolic process. The coding region runs from base 266 to 1300 and encodes 344 amino acids.